AUGGCUCGAACGACAUGCUUUGAAAUUCUCUGUGUGGCAGGAAGCGAAAGUUGUGUGGCCGCACAGAUGCAGUGCACAUAUAAGGAUCUACGAAAGACUCCUUCCAAGCAUCUGCACGUCGCAAUGGCUCUUCAGAAACCGCCGACGGUCUACGAUGGUGGAACUCGUUGGCUCUACCUGACGCCUGACAAGCUCCUUCAGGCACAUGCUGAUAUGCAGCACCGCAAAGGACACCGCGGACGUGGCGGGAAAGAUGUCAACUCUCAAAUCGAGACUGGCCCUGUACUACUUCCACGACAGUGCAUACCACGGUUCCAUGUAGCUGUUCCGUACAUCAUCGAUUGA
Messenger RNA from Fulvia fulva, 345 nucleotides. RefSeq lists its product as uncharacterized. The coding region runs from base 1 to 345 and encodes 114 amino acids. The record is from RefSeq and is a predicted model, not a curated record. NCBI's taxonomy places the organism in Eukaryota, Fungi, Ascomycota, Dothideomycetes, Mycosphaerellales, Mycosphaerellaceae. The transcript is spliced from 2 exons.